AUGCCCAGGCAAUUGGCUUUGUACGCCUGCGAGCGAUGUAGGGACCGCUUUCGCUCUCGCACGACAUUGUUUACUCACAAGCGUUGGAAGGAAGCCUGCAUCAUCCGUGCUUCACGCUUUAUAAGGUCAACACCUGGCCAUGGCGCGACUGCUGGCGGUGCGGGCGACGAGGCCGACCCUGCGCAGCUCACCGACGAUGAGAUGCCCGAGCUUAACUCAGACGACGAGGUGGAUUUGCAUGAUGGUGCUACGGCACAGGGGCGCCAAGAUGAGGAAUUUGGCGACAAGGACGAGGAGACAGACGAGGAGGAACUCGCAUCAUCGGACGAGGAAGGGGAUGCCGCUGUGCUUCUGGAUGGUAUUGAAAGUGCGCCCGAGGGCACGUUUCGCCCAGAGGAGAAUUUCGACACCCUGAUGGAGGUUUUCCGUAACCUGGCAGCCGAGGACCCGUUCGGGGUGGAUCGCUUCUUCCUACCCUUGCUAUUCUCCUACGUGGCCGACUACCCAGAGACCUGCAAGGUCUCAUGCAUGCAGCAACUCGGCUCUGCGAUGCCGUGCUCCCUCUGCUACGUGGGGCGUGGUGAUCUUCGCGACAUGGACCGCGAACCGGCCAAGCACCGCAUGGUGGAACAGCAGAAAGAUCUGACACUUGCCUCAUCACAGCUUGCGCCGUUCGCGCUCGAGGGCGAGGGGGAGAUCGUGUCCAGGCUGGUGCUGGUCACGAUGCUCCAACGGCACGAGUCCGGCGUGCCAUCGCAACGGGCACCCCUGACGCUUGCGCGGAGGUCCCUCACUGCACGGCCCGACCACGAGAGCAACGCGGCCUCUGUCUUUGAGGAGAUCGACAUGGCCGUGGGGGGGCUCCUGUACUUCUACGACACUGUGAUGCGCAACGCCGGCCUGCGGCCGUUCCCGGCAUGGGUAUGCGCCUAA
Messenger RNA from Closterium sp. Naga37s-1, 933 nucleotides. The record is from the annotation of a GenBank genome assembly. NCBI's taxonomy places the organism in Eukaryota, Viridiplantae, Streptophyta, Zygnematophyceae, Desmidiales, Closteriaceae.